Podospora pseudocomata is the source of this 837-nucleotide messenger RNA. RefSeq lists its product as uncharacterized. The coding region runs from base 1 to 837 and encodes 278 amino acids. The transcript has 3 exons. NCBI's taxonomy places the organism in Eukaryota, Fungi, Ascomycota, Sordariomycetes, Sordariales, Podosporaceae. The record is from RefSeq and is a predicted model, not a curated record.
AUGUAUCUCUAUUCGGAAAUGAAGAGGUUAUACACCUCUUUUCAGGAGAUGAUCACUUCUCGGAAAGGGGCACUCAGGAGAAAUGGUAGAGGGGGCUUAAAACGCCCGUUGGUGAUUUCAGCACCAUACAACUUUGAACAGAUCCCAGUCACGCUACCAGGUCUCACGCCAGAAGAAAUUCUGGUCCUCCGUGAGAAGGCCGCAGCCACCAGACUAGGAAUCCACGCCGACUCACCACCAUCAAUAGCGACCUACUCUGUGUCUGCUCCGAGUUCAUCCUCCAACUCCAGCACUCCCAACCCCAACGUCACAGGUGUCCUGCCACCGCCGCCUCCUCCCAUCAUCACCAACCUCCACACCUCGGGCCCUGGCCGUUCCUCCUCCAGGGCUGGGUCAUCGAUGCGCAGCUCCUCCGCCCGCUCAGGCACCAUCUCGCGUUCCGAAUCGAUGGCCAGAAUUCCCCACCCUAGCAACCUCCGCCACUACGCCAGCUCAGAAGAGGUGAGGCCGAUGCCGAUGCCGAUGCCGAUUCCUUCCGGUGGUGGUCUCCCAGCGCAGAGCAAUCACUCUCUCCUGUUGUUGGGUGAUUUGGAUGACGAUGUCGUCUCGCCUCUGGAACUUGACUCACAUCCACGACCGGGUAGCAGAAGCAGGGGGCACGUCAACAACAAUGUCGAUCCUGUCGGCAUGUUCCCGCUUGACCUGGACUUUGAGCACCUCGAGAGGGAGUUUGAGCUUGGCAGCCCGAUCAGCCCGUUGAGUCCGCCGAGCAAGAAGAAUACGCCAAGGGGGAGUCCGAAGGGGAGUGUGAGUGAGAGGGGGGCGAUCAGGAUCUAA